Messenger RNA from Lachancea mirantina, 828 nucleotides. The record is from the annotation of a GenBank genome assembly. Lineage: Eukaryota; Fungi; Ascomycota; Saccharomycetes; Saccharomycetales; Saccharomycetaceae.
AUGAUCAAAAUCUGUCAAAGAUCGUUCAGCGGUUCUUCGCGGCAUUUGUUUUUGAAAAAGCUGCAACAACAUGUCAAUAACACUGCACCGAAGGAGCACGUUGUGAAAGAGCUCUUGAAGCCUGUUGGGCUUGAUGUGGCACCGAGGGCUUCAACCAGAUACCGUGAGGGUAACAGUUUCAAGGAUAUGUUCAAUGAUGCUAAGACGAGCGAAAGAGCCAGAGAAUUGGAGGUGGAAUUUAGCCGGGGUGGAUUUUACGAUGUCUACACCUUUAGAAAGACGAAAGGCAAGCUUUUCUUGUCACCUGCGUCGUAUUGGCGUCAAGACAAGGCGCUUUACUUCCCGCACAUCCAAGGCCGUUCUCUGGCUGACAGCAAAACCCAGAACGUGGAGGACAGUUUACGUGGGAAAGUUUCGGUUGUGCGUGCUUUCACAAGUGAGGUCGGAGAAACGUUAGGCAGGUCAUAUUUUGAGCAUGAUGGGAAAAACUAUUUGCAAUGUGAGGACGGAUUCCGGGGCGCACAAAUCGUCGAGGUCAAUUUAACUGAAAAUUUCUUGAAAUCGCUGAUCGUAAAGUUGUCGUUGGCAUCGCUUCGACAGUACGUUCCUGGUGAGCGACACGAUCGUUAUUUCAUAUGUCGUCGCGACCAACUGCCGUUUGAGACGCGCGACAAGCUUCAAAUGAACAAUUUAUUCACGAGUUACAUUUUUGUUGUGGAUCCAGAUCUGAAGAUCAGAUGGAUGGCAUGCGGUGGGGCGGACGACAAAGACCGGGAGUUAUUCUCGAAUUGUGUCAAGGGCGUUGUCAAAGAAUGUUCGAAGCCAUGA